AUGAAUGCUGCUGGCGCUGUUGUUCCAUGCACUGCAGAUGGGGCACCUUCAGCUGCUGCCGCAUCUUCAGCAGCUCGUCCAGAGGAAAACAAGAGCUCUGCAGUGGUGAGCAUUGAAGGGAGCGUCUGGAGGCUUAAGAAAAGCGGCGCAACACAAUUCCAGCAGCAGCUUUUGGGUUUCCAGACCCAGGAGGAGCAACUGCAGCAGCAGUCACGGCAGUCAAGGCAACCAGUCGCCCGACAGCUGCAGCAGCUGCCACUUCCUUCAUCUCUUCCCGGGAAGCACCAGGCACAGGGGUCAACGCAGCAAGCACCACUCCACUGCUUGCUACUGAAGCGGGGAAACCAGCAGAAGGAGGAGUGGCAGCAGGAUGUGGUUCGCGGGGCAGCAGGUGCUGCCAUUAUUGGCGGUGAACCCUAUCCUGCCGCUAUUCCUCCUCUGCUUCCAUGUCCCACGCUUCCAGAAGGGCAUAAUCCCUCUGUGCCCCCUGCAUUCCUUGGGAAAUCCAAUUCCAAUUAUAGUAGAACAGGGCCACUACCAAAGCUCGUGCCUUUUAUACUUCCAGCCAUUGCCAAUGGCGACUCCCCCGGUUCAGGGCCCACCACGCCUGGCAACAGUACCUCCAAAAUUCACGCGCUUCUAUCGACCAAUCGAUCAGGCUCGGGAUCCAGCCGAACCUCAGGCUCGUUCCCGAAGCGCCACGUCAGCACGGGGGCUGCGGGUAACCGGAACAGCGCGCCGCUCCAAGCCGCGGAUGCCGGCGUCAACGCGGACGGCGUGCGCGUUCAGCUGUUCCCCGAUGGAGGCUGCGCGGGUGGGCGCGCAGAAGGUUGCGCGGAUGGGGGAGCGGAAGGUUGGGCGGACUUUUCUGCGUGGGAGAGUGGAAACGGGAGAGGGGUCAGUGGAGAGGGGGCUAAGGAGAAUGGAAGGGGCGUAAGCGCGGAACUGAAGCCGCCCUCCCCGCGCCUUCACGCGCAGCAUUCUCCGCGCCCCCGGCCGCCUUCCCCCCGCUCCGCGUCUCCCCGCUCUGCGCAGCAAAACUCCCUGCAGAUCGGCGUGCGCCGUCUCCCCUCCCCUGCCGUCGGUCCCCCCGCGCUCCGCGAGGAUCCCCGCGGGCGCGCGCGGAGCCUCGGCGUGGUUGCGGGUGGCGGCGGGGUUGGCGGAAACGGGGUGACCACCCUCUCGCCGCGUCCACGUGGCAGCAGCUUAUUGGUUACGCCGCUUGACGUCAGCACGAUCAAGCCCGGUGGGGUUCAAACGAAUGGAUUGUCGUCGCCACGUCAGCUUGACGGCAGCGGGUAUGUAACGCCACCUCAGCAGGACGUCAUCGACUGGGACAGCGCGAGCGGCGGAAGCGGCGGGAUUCCCUUCGGCGAGGAGAACCUGGUUGCAGCGGCGGCGGCGGCGGCGGCGACGGUUGCGGCGGCCAAUGCUGGUGACGAAAUUCCUUACAGCGCGUAUUACGGUACUAAUGGCGCCGCUUCUGCUUCUGCGGCUGCGCCCAACGGAUACGUACCCGCUCCCACGACACUGCCGGCGCGUAGGCCUAGUAUCGGGUCGCGCCAUACCGGAUCAUUAAACGCGCUGAAACACGUCCCGCAACUGCAGCAACUGCAAAAGCAGCAGCAACAGCCUCACGACUCGCACGAGCAGCAGCACCGUAUUCAUCGCUCCGUUUCGCUCGGCGCUGCUGCGUUGGCAGCCGCUGAUUGGCUGCGCUCCCCCGCGGGGGCAGCUCGGCGCGGAAGCGGCUCCCCUUCCGCCGUGCAUCCGCUCCCGCCGCCCCGCACCACAACCAUCGGCGUCACUGGCGCAGGCGCGGCAAUAGGAGACCAGCGCGCGGAAGCUCUGGGCGGAGGGGCGCGCGGAACUGCGGCGGAGGAGGGGUAUGACGAGGCGUUGGCGGAAGGGACGGGGGAUGUUCUGCGGAGCCGCGUCCGCCGGGCUAAUAACGCGGACGACAACAAUGAUAACGACGAUGGCCCCGUUAUAAUGACGUGCAGGUUGUUUCCGAGGAGGAGCACGUCGCGUACGUCUCUUAACGGAGGUGGCAGUAGCGCGGACAGCGUGAGCGGAGGGAGCGUGCGUGAAGGGAAAGACGACAAGUACAGCAGGAAACCGAAACGAAGCAUCUCUUGGGGAGGAUGGAUGAAGGCAGGGGGAAGCGGAGGGGGAAAGGAAGCAGAGAAAGGGGGAGGAGGAGUAGCGAAGGCUGGUGUGGAAGGAGCUCAAGGCAAGCAAGAGAAGCGGCCUCAACAAGAGGAGGAGGAGGAGAAGAAAGGAGGUACCGAGGUGCUGGGGGAGGUGCAGUGGCAGCAGGAGCAACGGGAGCGAGUGCCCGGGGAAAACCAGCAGGGAGACGGACAGAGAGCAGCAGAGGCAGCAAAGCGAGCAGCAACACGUUUUUCAGCAGCAGAAGCGGUGGCAGCAGCAAGGGGGGCGCGAUUGGAAGCGGUGGGGAGCGCUGUGAGGGCAGCGAGAGCGGCAGUGGAGCAGGGGGCGCUUGAAGGUGCGAAUGUGGCAACUCUGGUGGGGCACUACAAUUCACUGCUGCACCUGCAGGAGCAGAUGGAACGACAGGAGAAGGCAGAGAUGAAGGAGAGGGAAGAAGAGGAGAGGGAAGAAGAGGAGAGGGAAGAGGAGGAGGAGGGAGCUGCAGCCUCAUCGCUGCCAGGGCUGCAACAACAGAUGGCAGUGUCGCAUGCCAGGGCUGCUCUAGUGGCAUCACAGCAGUCGCCACUAGAGCAGCCGCAACCUCACGAGAAGAGUGGCAGUAGGGCGAGAACCCAGCAGCAGCAACCGCACCAGAUGCAACAGCGAGAGAGGCAGGGACAGCAGCAGCAGCAGCAGCAGCAGCAGGAUCAGCUGAGUCUGGGGCCCCUUAGGCAGGGGCGGGUGCGGAGUGGUGAAGAGAGAGGGCGCAGUGGCGACGAGAGAGGGCGCAAUGAGGAAGGGAGAGGGCACAGUCAGGCCCUUCCUCGACGAUCCCGUUCUCUCACUGUCGCCAACUCAGCAUCUGCAUCGUUCAAGGGACGGCCAGGAUCGUCCGCACACGCAACAGAGCAGAACCCGCUUCGCUCUCUCCUCCACGCGAAGCCACCGUCGCCAACAGCAGCCGCACCGGGCCGCACCAUCCAGCACCGCAUUCAACCAUGUUCAACCACCGCACGGUCAGUGACAGCAGGCGCGGCAGCAGCAGCAGUGCAGCCGGCAGUGUUGGUGUCAGAGUUAUCAGCAUCAGCGUCUGCAGUGUCUGCCUCUCUGGGUUCCCUUGCGUCCCUCGCUCCCCCCUCGCCCCGCUCUCGACACUCCACAUGCAAAGGAGGCAGCAGUAGUCUGUACCACCACCUGCAUCGCCAGCAGCAGCAGCAGCAGAAGGAAGGUCACCACACACGCAGUGUGCUGGCCCGAGUUUCUCCCAUUGGUUCCUCCUCCUCCUCUUUCUCCGCACCAGGACGCGCUGGUCUCACUGCUGCUCACGCUGCUCCUGCUGGAGCGAGAGGCCUCACCCCUACACACUCUUCUUCCGCUUCUGCUGCUAGUGCCACUGCUGCUGGUGCUGCUGCUGGUGCGGGGGUGCCUGCAUGGAAGAGAGCAGUAGCAAGGGAAGACACUAUAAGCCACACUCUGGGCAGCAGCACAGCAGCACUCACAGCGCCAUCGGCUGCAGCAGCAGAAGCGGCGGCAGCAGCAGAAGCAGCAGCAGCAGCAGCGGCGGCGGCGGCGGCAGCAGGUGGAGGUGAGUAUGGGGCGGUGAGGGACGGCGUGACAGACGGUGAGUGGUGCAUGAGUGAGUCGUCUCUCAACGCCAGUGCCACUGUCAGUGCCAGCCUGGCUUCCAGCUUGGACUCAAAACCAGGGGAGGAGGGGGGGAGUGAUUGCGCCUCUCACAGCUGCUCUGUGGGCUGCGGUGGUGAGGCACAGGGGCGUGAGGAGAGUGGGUGUGACUACGUGAGUUAUGGUGGGGAGGGCAGGGGGAGUGAGGGGUGUGGAGAGGAGGUUUUGGAGGGGAGCUGGGCGGAGUCUAGAGUGAGAGGUUUCGGAGAGGGCGAGAGAGAGAGGGAGGAGAGAGAGAGGGAGGAGGAGGAGGAGGAGGAGGAGGAGGAGGAGGAGGAGGAGGAGGAGGAGGAGGAGGAGGAGGAGGGAGAGAGGAGGGGAGAGGAGCAAGGAGGGAUAGAAGAGGAAGAUGAGGAGAGGGAAGGUGAGGAGGAGCAGCAUGACUACAUUAUGACGCUGGACCAACACCACACAGAAGCCAUUUCUCAUACCGAUGCUGAAGGCUUGUUUGGAGCAGCCCUGAGCCCUCUCACGUAUGCCAUGUCAAAUUUGCCCAUUCAGCAGCAGCAGCUGCUGUGGCUGGAUCAGUUGCAGCAGCAGCAGCAGCAGCAGCAGCAGCAGCAGCAGCAGCAGCAGCAGCAGCAGCAGCUGCAAGAGCAGGGAAUGCUGCCUUUACCACCAGGUACACUGGACUACCCUACUCAUUCUACCAACCCGUUUCUUGAGGUGAUUAGAAAGGAGGUGGUUAAAGAGGAGGAGGUGGAGAAAUUAGAUGGGUACGAAGGGGUUCAGGCGAGAAAUGGUCGAAGCCCGUAUUCCAGUGAUGGCACGACGAGCAGGAGCAGCAAUAUCAACAACAGCAGCAGCAGCAGCAGCAGCAGCAGUAGCAGCGUCAGCAGUGGUGGGAGUAUAAUUGGCAGCAGUGGGAACCACGAGGAGUAUGGGAGGAAUAACAGCAAUGGCCACUUGGAGGAGGGUGUUCCUGUUUUCCAUACAAAGGGCUUUGAUUCACCAAGGGGCAACACUGCAGAUGGGUUCAGUGAUAUAGGGGCUGCUAACAGAGGAGACACACGAGCACUUCAGUCACAGGUUGAGAAGAAUGCAGUUGGCUCGACGAGACCUCGACGGGUUUCUUUUAACCGUGUGGUGCGUGUACGAACGUUCACUCGUGUUGCUGCCACGUCCGACACAUGUGACCAUUCAUAA
Messenger RNA from Closterium sp. Naga37s-1, 4983 nucleotides. NCBI's taxonomy places the organism in Eukaryota, Viridiplantae, Streptophyta, Zygnematophyceae, Desmidiales, Closteriaceae. The record is from the annotation of a GenBank genome assembly.